CUUUUCUACUUCCGGUUCAGUCACAUGCAAUGUUUACGUGAAGAAUUGGUUGAUGUCUUUUCCAUUAUGUAGCAGAUGAUAACGUAUGGACGAGGAUGAUGAGGAGAAGGAAGGUACCAGUUUCAGAAGAAGAGAGAGAGAGGGAUGUAUUAUCAAGCUUGUGUCAGCUGCUGAGAAAGAAUGGAGACAAGAUUUUGCAAGGUGAGGGGAAGUUGUCCCUCACGACACAAAGUUUGGGAAUGCUGGGAACGUCUAUGCGUCGGCUGAGUGACACGGAGAGUAUGGGGCUAGCAGCAUCAGCAGCAACAUUCAACAAGAUCAACAGGCAGGCUGCUGCCUGGAAAAAGGAUGUGGAAUUCCUCCGUGAUUUUAUAUCUAAAACUGUGGCCAUCAAACUGAUGCAUGGCUCGAACACCAUGCAGGGUGCAAUUCAGAUACAACGGUUCCGCAGCUUGACUUUCUUGGAGGUGAAGAAAGUCCCCAUUCACAUGAUUGAGGGCCUGCAGAUACUGAGAGGGCAGCUGCACACCGUCAUCGUGUCCCGCAGUCUCAUGCACCUGCAGGACCUGUUCGAGACGUGUGGUGGAGAUAUGAGUGCUCCAAUGUCCUGGCCGCAACUCAAGUCCGCCUCUCUCAGCUUCAAUGGCAUUCAGAGUUUGGACGGAUCACUUAGAUUACUGCCAUCUUUGGAGGUGUUUGAUGUGAGCCACAACCAGCUGGAGAGGGCAGACAAGAACCUUGAGUACCUGACAGAGCUGCAGCGGCUCAACCUGGGCUACAACUGCCUGUCCUCGCUGCCCACCUUCUCCAUCACCUGCAAGGCCAAGCUCAAGACCCUCGUCAUCAAGAAUAAUAAUCUGGAUAACAUUACUGGUGUGGAAGAGUUGACCGCCCUCCAAGAGCUGGACGUGUCCGAGAACUGUAUCGCUGACCAUCAGUUCCUGCAAGCCCUCUCCAACCUCCUCCUGCUGUACAGACUGAACACUGUGGGCAAUCCCAUUGUCUACCACAAGUCACACCGAGUCCUCACCACGGGCUGCGUGGCUCGACAGGUCCUUACAACACAGUUUGAACUGGAUGGAAAGAAGUUGUCAACAUCUGAAAUUGCUGUAGCACAACAACGACCGCAUUUUGUGAAUUCCUCUCGUCGACCAUCGUCUCUUGCUCAUAAUGUGAUAACCCAAGGUGGCCGUUUCCGCGAUCAUAACGACUCCGGAGAGUUCAGUUUCAACGAGUCAGAUGGUAUUGCCACCUCCCUUUCUAUAGGUCAAAAAAAGAAGGGGAAAAAACGCAAUAAACGGGCGAAGGAGAUAGCAGACAUGGAUUCAUCUGCUACUGAGGUGUCUUCUCCUGAAGGAUCUUACAGUUCAACCAAGGGAGGCUACUUCGCGGAACACACCAAUACCCGGCAGGCCGUUGAGAUGCUGCGUGACCACUACGGCCCCAACUGGCUGCAGGCCAUUCCCCACUUCAAUAGUGACACGGGCCGGAGUGAUGCCUCCAACAGUGCAGCAAGUGACUCGGACACAACCAGCAAGGUCGUGAACAACACCACCAGCAAGACCUCCAGCAAUAUCUCCAGCAAGGACACUGGCAAGGAAACCAAGACAACAGCCACAACUUUGCCUCAGCCAGCUGUGAUGAGGAAUGGAUUGUCUGAGAGUGUCCCUACAGCAGAUGAUCUGUACCUGAAUGAACCGGUGCGGUCACUCAGCAUAUCCCGCUCCGCCGAGGAGGAGUGGACAGAGAUGAAGAAGCAGAAUGGACAUGGAGGCAACCUAUCACAGGUGUCUGAUUUUAGCAACAGUAAGACGGGUCCGGCAGUCAGACAGGAGAGUUCAGGGUUUGAGUGGACGAGGAGCGAGGAUGAAGAGAUUGAGUCUUAUGGGGAAGAAAGUGAACCAUUUAUAGUGUUCCUGAAGCAGAGGAACUUUGAGCAGAUGUUAGUAACUGUGAACCAGCGAUACAUCCUGGAAAAGAACUUGAAUGGAGUAUUAACGGAAAGACUUGACUUGAAAUCACUGCUGUCCCUCGACCAGUCAGAAGACAGUGUAGACCAUGAGGAUGUGAUAGGAAACGUAUUGAUGCCUCAUUUGCAGCUGUCGUUUGACUACGUUAGGAAAGACAGACGGGAACGAGUUUAUGUUAUGGAAAAUGAUGAAAGUGCGCAGAAAAUGUGUGAUUUACUUCAACCAUUCUUAUACGAAAGGGAACUGAAGUCACUGCCAAAGUUUGUCUAUCAGUGCCUGAAAUGUUCGCACAACUUCAGUGGGGUAGAAGGGAAACCCCUGCCCAACCAAACGUCUAUGCCAAGGGUGGGAUCCAGCAAAGAUCUUGCUUUCAUGAGUCAAGUGAGUGUGAUGUACCAGUGCCCGAAGUGUGGGAGUGACCAUGUGAUCCAAGUGGAGAAGACUGUGGACUCGCAGCCAUCCUCAGCACUGUCCACACCUGUCGGCUCCUACUCCAGCUCCAGUGGCAGUUUCCUCAGUCCAGGCCGAGGACAGCGCUCAGACUCUCAAGGAUUUGUACCUAGUCCUUUGGCUAAGUCUACCCCUCGGAAACCACAGACGUCAACGAAUGUUGUAGAGCAAGUGCAGAAUGUGCGGCGAAAUCUGUAUUCCGAUAACCAAUCACUGGAUACUGCAGCCAGACCAAGAAGCAAUGCAUUUGUUGAAAACACUGAAACACAAAGGACAGAAACCAAUAGUUUAGAAUCUCAGAUAGAAUCCGUGACGACUCCCAUAGAGAACAAAGCAUUCAGACGGCAGUCCUGGUCAGACAUGGACCAAGGCUUGAUGAACAAAGUGUCUUAUCCUCGUAUCGCAUCUCAGGACAGUGACAUCACAAUAUUGACUAACCCCAGCGAGGGCAGUAUAGCGGUUAUAUCCGAGUCGAGUUCUGAGACGUUGUCAGCCCUCACACCGAUGGAGGAUAGAAAGAGCAUUAAGGAAGUGUUGGAGGAAGAGGUGGCAGGGAAUACCAUCAAAGAUAAGGAGACUGGGGACAACAUCAACGAAGAGGAGAGGGGGAACGUUUUCAAGGAGGAGGUGAAGGGGAACCUUGUCAAGGAGGAGGUGAUUGUCAGAAGUGCCUCAGAACCUAAACAGUUUCACAUUCCGGCUGAACAGAGCGAUGUCGGCUUCGAUAAGGAUGUUACACCUAUGGGAUCGCCGUUAUCCAACAGUAUUUGUAGCAGCAUGGUGUCGAGUGUUUAUCAGAACUCGGGUCUUGAUGGUACCAAGGAAGACUCCAAGAGUGAAAGUAGUCCCUCAAGAGUGAGUGAGGUGGUGGCAGGAAGUGACGGAACUGAUACACCUAGUAUCUAUGACAGUGGGAUUGCGUCCAGUCUUGGGAAAGACAAACGGACUAGCUUCCAUGAUAAGAGUGACAAUGCGUCGGACAUCAAUGUGAUCGUGACGGAGGGGGCUGGCGUGGAGCUGGUGGAGGAUGGUCAGGAGGAGGUUCAGACAAGGGAGAGGUCCCAUGCAGUGUAUGAACAUCCCUUUACCCAUGUCGACCACCAUCUCAAGCUGCAUCUCAUGAUGAACGUGUUUGAUGAUAACGAGGAAUUUGAGUGUAUAUUGAAGUGUGAUGCUUGUCAGUAUCUGGUGGAGGAGGAGUUCAAAGCUAUUCUGGUGAUGACAGCAACCAAGUUCUACGUGUUUAAAGUGGCAUCUGAUUCCUCAAGUGAGACUGUAUCUGACUGGUUGACAACAGUGGACAUCCAGCCAGUGACUGAGCUCCAGUUUGUGGACAUGGGUUUGGGGCGUCAGUGUUUCCGCCUGGAGUUCGACACGGAGUGUUCCUGCUAUACAUUCAUCAUGAGGGAUGCUGACCAGUGUAACAGCUUCGUCACCUUCCUGUCAGAGUUGCUGCAGAAGAAUGUGCUGAGUAUGCACAACAAGAUCAAGGCUGAGUUCCAGCUGACACCAGCCAAAGCAACAAUGGCAGACAUCCUCAGGGAAGUGUUGUCACGGCGAUUGGAGGAGGAUGAGGCGCUGGAGCUGUACCUCAUGGGGUACAUGGUGAGAGGUCGCCAUCCGAGAUAUCCAGUGAGUUUUGUGUUGAGCAACCGGUCAGUCUGCGUGGUGAAGGAGAGUCACCAGUGGCCGCAGCCUCGCCUCCAGGCCCCGCUAGCCGCUGACACGGUGGCCAAACACUUCACAGUGCUGGAGAGACAACCCAUCAACAACAUUGCCACUGUGGAAAUAGUUGAGAUGGACAAGAGACGAAUGAUACUUUCCUUCUUCAAUGAACAAACUGGUCUGGAAACCAAGUGGCAGAUCACCAUGGAGACGACUAACGGUGUACAGUUAUUAGUGAACGGAAUCCGGCAGCCAUGGGAAGAUGAGUUUGGUGUGGAGUUGGAUAUCAUGAUGGUGCCUUUCACAGAAUCCGAGAACGAGGAAGACUGAGGUGUUGCAGUCACGCAAUGAUAUCGUUGCAUGAGAAGAAAACAUGCCUUUCACAGAAUCCGAGAACGAGGAAGACUUAGGUGUUGCAGUCACGCAAUGAUAUCGUUGCAUGAGAAGAAGAAAUGAAUUCUUAAUGAAAACAU
This is a messenger RNA of Haliotis rufescens (red abalone), 4558 nucleotides long. Its product is annotated as serine/threonine-protein kinase 11-interacting protein-like. The coding region runs from base 96 to 4415 and encodes 1439 amino acids. Gene Ontology annotation, cellular component: cytoplasm. Gene Ontology annotation, molecular function: protein binding. NCBI's taxonomy places the organism in Eukaryota, Metazoa, Mollusca, Gastropoda, Lepetellida, Haliotidae. The transcript has 22 exons. The record is from RefSeq and is a predicted model, not a curated record.